Molecule: messenger RNA, 914 nt
Organism: Aegilops tauschii subsp. strangulata
Lineage: Eukaryota; Viridiplantae; Streptophyta; Magnoliopsida; Poales; Poaceae
Source: RefSeq, a predicted model, not a curated record
ACCUUUCUGGUGGGUGUGUUUUCGUUAUUGGGGGGCUUAGCAUAGACAUACUAUAUUGCACAUUGUACUUUCCUCUAUCUUCGUCUGGUUUCUUGUUAAUUAAUUGGGCAAUUCUUUUCUUCUCAAUUAAUGGAUUGAGGCCUAAGGCUUCCAAACAUUUAAUAUCCUCCUGCAUAUUCAUAACUUGUAUAGAAUUACUUCAUCCAAAAGAAGAAGAUAAUUAUUACGGCACAAAUUAGGCAUAAAACACAAAAAGCAUCUAAUAAAAACGCGCUCAGAAAAACUAAGCAAAAUCAGUACGUCAAUUACAUCCCCCUCCUAUAUACCGCCUCCAAACGCCUCCGCCUCGACCGAUCCCAUCUGAUCGACCACCUACACCGCCCCAGAUCAGACGGCCGCCAAGCACCAGGCACAACCGGCCAUGGCGCUCCGGCAGCUCUGCCUCUGCGGCCUGUGCGUGCUCCUCCUCCUCCAGGCCGUCCCGUCCGCCUGCGGCGGCCGCAGCCCCCCGCAGCCGUGCUACAAGACGGUGACGGGCGUGCCGAGCUGGUGCGCGGGGGAGUUCAUCCUGGCGCUCUUCGACGACGUCAAGAACCACCCCAUCAAGGAGUACUGCUGCGUGCAGCUCGCCUGCGUCGGCGAGCCAACGUGCGCCUCCGUGCUCCGCGGCGUCUGCCCGCCCCCGAAGCAGUAUCUGCCGUGCCCGCCGCACCAAUACACGUAGCCCAUAUACAUAUAUACAUACAAGCGUGCGUGUGUGUGAUGUGAUCUGCAAUUCGACCGUAAUUUGUCGUGCCUGGAGGUUGUGCGCGGAACUGUAAUAAUCGAUAUGCAGUCCUUUGUUCUGGGACUGGACAGUGCGCUCACUUUGUGGUUCCUGGUCUUUUACAACGGUCAUAGUUCCGGUUACAGAA